AUGACAGCCCGGAAGCUGGAACACUACUUUCAGCAACACUCGAUCGUCGUAGUGAGUGAGGCUCCACUCGCCAACAUUCUCAAUAACCCAGAGGCAACUGGACGGGUCGCCCAAUGGGGAAUCGAGUUUUUGCCCAGGAAUAUCACAUACGAGCGUCGGAAAGCAAUCAAGUCGCAAGUACUGCCAGUUUUCAUCGCCGAGUGGACCAAGAUGCAGACUCCAAGCCCGCCCGAUUUGUCGAGUGCCUGGACCAUGUACUUCGAUGGAUCCAAACAGGCAGAAGGUGCAGGGGCAAGAGUAAUACUGAUCUCGCCAAAAGGGGAGAGGAUGCGCUAUGUUUUUCAGAUACACUUUCGCAACGCCUCCAACAACGAAGUUGAGUAUGAGGCCUUGUUGCAUGGCAUGCGGAUGGCAAAAGCAUAUGGCGCUACUCGUCUAAUGAUCUAUGGUGACUCCAACUUGGUUGUGCAACAAACAAUGAAGACCUGUGACGCAAUAUCGGACACCAUGAUCGCCUACCGUGAUAUGUACAACACAUUGGAGGGUAAUUUUGACGGUUGUAGGCUCGCGCAUGUCAGCCGAGCCAGUAAUAAAGAGGCUGAUCAUUUGGCCAACCUGGGAUCCACACGGGCAACAGUUCCGCCUAGAGUUUUUCUGGAGAUCAUUCAUCAACGAUCCAUCAAAGAGAAGAGCACGGUGAUUUCAGUCAAAAAGUCGUCCAACUCAGAGCUUCUAACCGACUCAACAGUUUCACCCAACAACCCCGCAGUCGAACAAGUAGAAGACGGCGCAGUCGAAGUCAUGGCGAUUGAACCAACAUGGAUGAAGCCAACCGAAGCUAGAAGGAUUAUGCAGCGAUCGAAAGCUUUCGCAGUAAUCAACGGCGAGCUGUACAAACGCAGUGUCUCUGGCAUUUCUCAGAGAUGUAUUGCACCAGAAGAAGGACAUGAUAUCCUCCUAGAUAUCCAUCAGGGCACGUGCGGGCACCACGCUGGAAGCAAAACAAUCGCCGCCAAAGCCUUCAGAGCCGGGUUCUACUGGCCCACGGCCCUACUUGACACUCAGGCUAUCGUCAGCAAGUGCGAGGCAUGUCAAAUGUUCGCCACGAAGCCGCAUGCCCCAGCUUCUGAACUCAAGACAAUUCCCAUCGUCAGGCCUUUUGCGCAAUGGGGACUCGACAUGGUAGGCCCGUUGAGGAGGUCGCGCCAUGUAGGACAUCGUUUUCUGCUAGUCGCGGUGGACAAAUUUUCGAAGUGGAUCGAGGCCAUGACAAUCGCAAGUGCCACAUCUACAACGGCUAUUCAAUUCUUCAGAUCCAUCGUUUUCCAUUUUGGUGUGCCUCACAGCAUUAUCACAGACAAUGGAAGCAACUUCAAGGCAGCCGACUUUCAAGAGUUUUGCGAGCAGAUGGGGAUCCGAAUCAACUAA
Messenger RNA from Brachypodium distachyon (stiff brome), 1428 nucleotides. RefSeq lists its product as uncharacterized. The transcript has a single exon. Lineage: Eukaryota; Viridiplantae; Streptophyta; Magnoliopsida; Poales; Poaceae. Bases 1 to 1428 code for a protein of 475 amino acids. Gene Ontology annotation, biological process: DNA integration. Gene Ontology annotation, molecular function: nucleic acid binding; RNA-DNA hybrid ribonuclease activity. The record is from RefSeq and is a predicted model, not a curated record.